GGUAUCAGAGAAGAGUGCAUGUGUGUAGAAAAGAGCAAAAACGCGGCGAAAUGCUCUACAGUCAUGUCACACUUCUCAUGCUUCGCGUUGUCGAUGUCGUUGCAAAGACGACGGUCCAACAGUCGGCACGAAUGCUUGUGGCAGAGAUUCAUGGAGAGAUACAGAUCGGCGCACUCUUUCCAAUCCAUCGCCAAAUCGCCGGAUCUGAGAGCUGUGGCGAAAUAUGGGAACAGUAUGGAAUUCAAAGAUCAGAAAUUGCAAUGCUCACAGUGAAACAGCUCAACGAGGAAUUGCCAUUCAAAUUAGGCUUAUCUAUACGAGAUUCAUGUUGGACAGAACGAAUAGCAAUGGAACAGACAAUAGCAUUUUUACGAGAAGGAGUUGCACAAUGUUCAUGUUGUCAAACACCUGGUUGUAACAAGAAAAGUGUUCCUGUGGUGGCGGUUAUUGGUCCUGGAAAGAGUUCUUCUACUAUUGCAGUACAGAAUUUGCUACAGGUUUUUCGAAUACCUCAAGUCGGAUACUCCGCCACCACUCCAGACUUAUCCGACAAAGAACAAUUCGGUUAUUUUCUUCGUGUUGUGCCAUCUGAUGUUUUUCAAGCACAAGCAAUCAAUCGAUUACUACAUCAUUAUAACUGGACAUAUGUUGCAGUUUUAUAUUCAGCAGGCAACUACGGAGAAAAAGGAUUCGAAAGUCUCGAAAAGCUAAUUGCACAUCGAUCAUCAUCAGUCUGUAUAGCGUAUUCAGAAAAGAUUAAGACUUUGGCAAGUGAACAAGAAUAUCGACAAGUUCUUACACGACUCGAUUCUCAAAAUUCUCGACCUCAAGUCGUCGUAUGCUUCUGUGAAGGAGCUUCAAUGCGAAUGUUCUUUAAAGCUCAAAAACAUUUGGCCGAUGGAAAAAUGCAAAUGAAACGAUUUCAAUGGAUUGGAUCUGAUGGAUGGGCUGAUAGAAAUGAUGUUGUUGAGGAUUUAGAAGAAGAAGCUGAAGGAUCAUUUUCAAUUCGAAUUCAUGCUCCAAAGAUUCCAGGAUUUCGACAAUACUACACAGCUCUUCAUCCAGAAAAUAACACUAUGAAUCCAUGGUUUCGAGAGUUUUGGCAGCAGAAGUUCAAUUGCCAGUUCGCGGUUUCAAAAGAAGACAAAAACAAUGAAAACAUCCGAAUCUGUAGUGGUGAUGAGAAUUUAGAUGAACAAUACAAAGAAGAUCCAAAACUAUCACAAGUAAUCAAUUCGAUCCGUGUGGUUGCUCUCGGCUUGAAGGCUAUGUAUCAGGACCGGUGCCGUGACAAUUCAACACUCUGCACAGAAAUGCUCUCUAGAAAUGGAACAUUGCUUUACGAAUACUUGCUAAAUGUGACUUAUAGUGAUCAAUUUAAACAACCUGUAUACUUUGAUAGAAAUGGAGAUCCACCUGCAUGGUACGACAUCCUCAACUAUAUUGGAACCAAGGAUCUUGAUAAUCCGUACAAUGAAGUUGGAUCAUUCAAAUCGAUUAAUGACUAUGGGGUUGAAGAGCUUGAUAUGACUGCUAAAUCAAUGUUUUUCGAUAAAACUGAACUUCUACCAGAAAGUGUUUGCAGUCGACCUUGUGGAAUUGGUCAAAGGCAACGAGAAACAAUGGCGUGUUGCUGGAUUUGUGAAUCUUGUCUGGAUAUCCAAUAUGUGAAUAAAACAACAAAUCAAUGUAUGAAUUGUACUCUUGGCUCAUGGCCAAAUGCGAAUAGAACAGGAUGUGAAUAUAUCAUUCCUGAAGUUGUUUCAUGGACUUCUUUUGGACAUAUCUUGGCCCUUGUUCUAGCAGUAACUGGAAUCAUUACAAGUAUGGCAACUCUUGCUGUAUUCCUUCGUCACAACUCAACACCAGUUGUGAAGAGUACAACAAGAGAACUGUCAUAUAUCAUUUUAUCUGGUCUUGUUGCGUGUUAUGCUGUAUCAUUUGCAUUACUUGCAACUCCAUCAACAACUUCAUGCUUCAUCACAAGAGUUAUACCACCAAUUGCAUUUGCUGUUGUAUAUUCGGCUUUACUUACAAAGACAAAUCGAAUAGCGAGGAUAUUAGCUGGAAGUAAAAAGCGAAUAUUGACAAAGAAACCACGGUUUUUGACUACAUUUUCUCAGGUAGUGAUAACCUGGAUCCUUGUAGCAGUUCAAUGUGUGAUCGUCGGAGUUGGUUUGAUGCGGGAUUGGCCGGAUGCCACGUAUGCCAAGUACGCAUUGCCAAGAAAGUUGAUAUUAGAAUGUGACACUGAAACAAAAUCAUUUCUAAUUCCAUUCUUUUGGGACUUUUUUCUGAUUACUUUGUGCACACUAUAUGCAUUCAAAACAAGAAAUCUUCCGGAGAACUUUAACGAGGCAAAGUUCAUUGGAUUUACUAUGUACUGCACAGUAGUUGUCUGGAUUGCAUUUCUAGUACUUCACAUGGGAACAACUCACAAGGCAUUAGUGAUGAGCUUCUCCUAUUCAUUAUCCGCAUCUGUGGCUCUUGCUUUGCUAUUCUUUCCGAAGUUAUACAUAAUUUUGAUGCAUCCUGAGAAGAAUAUCAGAGCAUCUUAUACAACUACAAAGCUCAUAAGAUGUCAUUUCGGAAAUUCUCAAGCUGCCUAUGAUAGUACAAGUAAACAACAACAUCUUGGAUCGAAGACGACUGCAAGAACGUCUGUUCAGAGUGGAUCUGCAAGUAAAUCUUCAAGUAUGGGUGGAGGAGUCACACGAACAGCAUCGGUUCAUGUACCUGUUUCCCGUGGAAGUACACAUUCAACUGAUGUCUCAACACAAACUGAAGCAGCAAGUAAAUUCUCUCGAAGCUUCUCAAUAGUUGGCCGGAAGAAACAAGGUCUUGAUGAUGAUGUGCAACAACUUGUUGAUGCUUGUCGAAGAUAUCAAGACGAAAAAAUCAACUCAUCGGCUGCAAAUCUACUUCUUGAAGAAUCUGAAGAUGAGUUGCUCCGAAGUCGAGGUGUUCAACCUCUCGCGCUGUCUCAAGCUACACCAUUAUGAGUGGCAAUCAACAGUUAAUGAGCCCAAUGGGCUCUGUGAGCUCAUCUGCUGGCUCUGGAUCUCCUAGUCCAAUGUCAUCAUUUGAUCAUUUGUCAGAUGAAGAACUUGCUCAGAUCUCCGUUCGACAGCUCAAUCAGAAACUUAUGGGUCAAGAUAGAAACGUGGUGAUGCAAUGGAAACAAAAACGAAGAACUCUGAAGAAUCGAGGAUAUGCGUUGAAUUGCCGUGCGAGACGAGUCAAUAAUCAGGUACAACUGGAGGCUGAUAAUAUGAUGCUUCGAAAUCAGAUAAAAACUCUUCGAGAAGCUCUCAGUGAAGCCCAAAUGAGACUACAUUACUACGAGCCAGUGUUCUAUCAGGCAUAUCCAAGUAUUGUACCAAGUACGACGUCUCCAGUAACUGUAUCUCUACCAACAAUUGCUCGACCAAUACCAGUUCCACCUGAUUCGACAGCUACUGUCACCAAAUUCGCAACGGAUUUCAAGCAAAUCUUUUGA
Messenger RNA from Caenorhabditis elegans, 3499 nucleotides. It is a transcript of the gene mgl-2, whose product is annotated as G-protein coupled receptors family 3 profile domain-containing protein. Gene Ontology annotation, cellular component: plasma membrane; membrane. The coding region runs from base 51 to 3002 and encodes 983 amino acids. Lineage: Eukaryota; Metazoa; Nematoda; Chromadorea; Rhabditida; Rhabditidae. The transcript has 17 exons. Gene Ontology annotation, molecular function: G protein-coupled receptor activity. Gene Ontology annotation, biological process: G protein-coupled receptor signaling pathway; regulation of postsynaptic membrane potential; adenylate cyclase-inhibiting G protein-coupled glutamate receptor signaling pathway. The record is from RefSeq and is marked reviewed.